Messenger RNA from Bipolaris maydis ATCC 48331, 459 nucleotides. Lineage: Eukaryota; Fungi; Ascomycota; Dothideomycetes; Pleosporales; Pleosporaceae. The record is from RefSeq and is a predicted model, not a curated record.
AUGGCCGAGGACGAGGGCGCUUUGCUCUACGCGUACAUACAGCAACAUUCCCUUCUUGUCAUGGCCAUGGUCAGAUCAUCCCAGAAACUGCUGCAGCCCAGUGUGGAAUUUCCCGGUCAAGUAGCCCUCAGUGGCAGCAGUAGCGCGCCCUCGCCGCUUCUGAAGCCUGUAUUACGCAUCGCCCAUGUCGUCGAUGCCGUGAUGCCUUCGAUGCCCCUCGUUGCUGCUGGCAGCAGCCGAAAGAGCGGUGGGAGGGCUGCCCAGCCAUGCAUCCGAGAAAUUACACACUGCCACACGGCCGCCCUGUUCGAUUCCUCGGAUAAAGACAAUUCAAGGGUCGAGGUCCCUAAGAGCCAUCCUAAGUCCCAAUCCGUGUUCGGUACUCGCUCGCGCAGAUGCGAGUUAGGGAAGAAAGAGGCGAAUUUCGGUCGCCCCACUGUGGGCAUCAUCGCAUGCUAA